UCCAGGAUAAUGUAUCCCUCUAUACUGGUAGCCAUGGUAUGCUGGCUGGUUCUGGAUACUGCAAUGUAACAUAUUACACAUGUUUUGCUUAUUUAAAAUGUCCACCUUGCAGAUGUUUCUGUCAUUCACAUAUGCUGGAUCUCAGUUUGUGUUUGGGGAUAGUUACAUAGUCCACUUCUUUGCCUUCAGGGUACACUUGUUAUUUUUGAGCUCUGUCAUCUCCAUCCUCUACUAUCUUGGCUUCAUGCCCUGGCUCAUCAGCAAGAUUGGAUUCAUAAUGCAGGUUUUCAUGGGAACACCCCCAGCAGAGUCAAUGGAUGCAGUUGGAAACAUUUUCCUUGCAAAUACUGAUGCGGCUCUCCUGAUUUGUCCCUACAUUAAAGAGCUAACUGUCUCAGACAUGCACGUUGUGAUGGCGGGAGGCUUUGCCAACAUUUCUGGCACGAUUUUGGGAGCGUUUAUUUCACUUGGGUUGAGGAUAACUUGGUAGAUGCACAUGCUUACAGCAACAUUAAUGUCCGCUCCAGCCUCCCUGGCCAUUGCCAAGAUUUUAUGGCCUGAAAAGGAGAUUUCAAAAUCCAAUCAUGAACUUAAACUGAUCAAAGGAGAGAAUAAAUACAUGGUGGAAGCAGCGUCCCAAGGUGCAUCUUGUGCUGUAGGUGUGGUAGCAAACAUCAUAUCCAAUAUUAUCGCCUUUCCUGGCUGGGUGGGAUGUUUGACUGUCCACAGCUCAGCUUCUCGCUCAUCCGCUCCUAAGUCUUCAUGCCUCUGGCCUUCAUGAUGGGCGUUUCCUGGGAGGACAGUUUCAUCGUUGCCGAGCUGAUUGGCAAAAAGACAUUUCUCAACAAGUUUGUGGUGGCCUAGUGGUUAGAACAGGAGGCUCGCGUUCUGGAGGGGACACAAGGGGCCAGGUUUGUAUCCCUCAGAUUGCCACUCUGGGUCCCUGAGCAAGACCCUUAGAAU
This is a messenger RNA of Girardinichthys multiradiatus, 963 nucleotides long. RefSeq names its product solute carrier family 28 member 3-like. The transcript is spliced from 7 exons. Gene Ontology annotation, molecular function: pyrimidine- and adenosine-specific:sodium symporter activity. Gene Ontology annotation, cellular component: membrane. The record is from RefSeq and is a predicted model, not a curated record. Gene Ontology annotation, biological process: pyrimidine nucleoside transport; purine nucleoside transmembrane transport. Lineage: Eukaryota; Metazoa; Chordata; Actinopteri; Cyprinodontiformes; Goodeidae.